Messenger RNA from Dimorphilus gyrociliatus, 1480 nucleotides. The record is from the annotation of a GenBank genome assembly. Lineage: Eukaryota; Metazoa; Annelida; Polychaeta; Dinophilidae.
GAUGAUCUCCAAAUUGAACAAUUUAAUGGUUUCUCUUUCAUUAUCUGAUUCUAUACAAUUCGUUGAAAGGCAUCCAUUCCUUUCAAUAAUUGGAGCAUUAACAGGUGUAUGGACUAUAAAGCAAUUAAAAAAGCCAAGAAAUUUACCACCUGGUCCUAUAAGUUUACCUUUUAUUGGAGGUACUUGGGCUCUGUAUCUUUAUGGAAAUCUUCAGAAAUUAAGGCAAAAAUACGGUGAUGUAUUUUCGAUGUAUAUAGGAUCCGAAUUGGUUAUCUAUAUAUUUUCAAAAGAUCUAAUAAAAGAAGUAUACGUUGAUAGAAGGAGCGAUUUCAGUGCUGGAAAUACUAAUUUAUUUGAUUUAACUAAUAAGAGUCUUGUGAACUCUUCCAAUACCGACAGAUGGAAAAAAAUUAAACUCCUCAUUUUACCUUUAUUUAAUUGCUAUAUCGCUCACAAUUUAGAAAAAACUGUAAAUUGGACAAUGGAAGGAGUUUGUCGAAAACUAACUGAGAAUAACAAUGUCCUUAAUCCAGAUAAAUUAAUUAGGCAAGCCUUAACCCAAAUAGCUUUGUCAUUAUAUUUAAAUGAGCGUCGAAAUUUGGAUGAUUUCGAACUGAAUCUAUUACAAGAUACUAUCUCUCAGGCUUUUAGUGCUUUUAGUAAUUUUGUAUUCAAUCCUUUUAUUAAUUUUGUACCAUUUCCAAAUGUUGUUUUCAGGAAGAGUUUCAUUAGGCCUAUAGAGUUAGGUAGAAAACUAAGACAAUUCUUUCAAAAUCGUUUGAUUAAGCGUCAAAAGUAUCAUAAUCAAACCAAACCUGGAGACUUUCUUCACGCCUUAAUGAUCUUAUUCGAUAAUGCAACGGAUGGACAGGUUAUUGAUAUUUUUAUAAUUUUAAUAAUCGACUCGAUACACACAAUAUCGAUUGGUAUUUUAUGGACAAUUUUACGUCUCGCAUUAAAUCAGAAACUUCAAUAUGAAAUUCACGAACUAAUAGACAGGGCUACCGGAAAUCGAUGUCCAAAUUUAACCGACCGAGCUAAAUUAGCUUUAAUUGAAGCUGCAUUUCUUGAAGCCUUACGUCUAGAUGAUUUGCUAAUGGCAUCCGUAUAUCACCGUUCUAUUAAGAAUACCGAAUUAAAAGGUUAUUUUAUACCAAAAGAUACUGCAGUAAAGGCAGUCGUUGAGAGCGUUCAUCUUGACGAACAAGUUUAUUCAGAUCCAUAUUCUUAUAAGCCUCAUCGAUUUCUAAGCGACAACGGACUGCUAAUUAGAUCCGAUGAAUUUUUAUCCUUUGGGUUAGGAUCGAGAAGAUGUAUUGGAGAGCAAAUGGUCAGAAUUGAAGCGUUUCUAAUCUUGUCGACUCUACUGUUUAGCUUUAAAAUGGAAUUUGACGGUUCGGAACCAUCAAUCGAGCGUCAGAAUAACUCUGCUAUACCAACGCCACAUCCAUUCAAAAUUAAAUUCACACCUAGGCGAUAA